Molecule: messenger RNA, 1338 nt
Organism: Didymosphaeria variabile
Lineage: Eukaryota; Fungi; Ascomycota; Dothideomycetes; Pleosporales; Didymosphaeriaceae
Exons: 1
Coding region: 1-1338 (445 amino acids)
Source: RefSeq, a predicted model, not a curated record
AUGCCUCAACCAAAUCGCGUUUUCGGGUUGGCGACCCGCUCGCCAGCUCCGUCAACCACAGCGUCAGGCUCUGAACCUGAAAUGAUCUCCGAUGGCAAGUAUAUGCGAGCUGUCUGGCGUCCCAAACAUGGCGAUGGGGAUCCUGCGCCGCACGUUAUCGACCGCUCCAAAACAACUGUGCGCGGCCAUCCAACCUGGAAGAUUUUCGUCGACGAUAUUGUUCAACCCAUUGUUCGUGGUAACAACGAGGAACCUCCCCGAUAUGUGUACCUCGAUGACCAUGCAUGCCAUGUUGUUUGGAAGUCCCGGCAGUACACCGACACUGAGCUGAAAACAUAUUGGGCAUUCGACUUCGAUCAUCAGGGCAACAUCAAAACUGGGCGACCGAAUCGGGGACGCUCGGCUUGGACAGACAGCGAUGUGCCAGAGGUCGCAAAAGGAAAGUUGCGUGGGAAGGGUAAAUGGUACGAGUUUAGUGGUGAGCUGGAGACGACGGAGUACAGGCCUUUGCGCCCAGCUACCAGAACCAAGAUGGAGCUGCAAGUGGAGGCAGAGUGGGCUGCGCAGAACGGCCACCAUCCUGAUGUUGCGAGCGCCAUCAAAGGAACUCCCGAUACACCGAGGAACGAUGCAGCCGCGCCCAACGUCACGAUACCAGGUGGGAAAUCGAUCGCCAACAAAGACCACAUCCAUCCCAGCACGGCUGGCGCCGCUCGACUAGAUAAAGAAUGUGCCUCUCGUUCGUCUCCGCCACAAUAUCUGCCGCGUCCACACUGGCGAACAAUUGAGCGCCCAGUCACGCCGCCGCCGAAACAGAGAUUGACAGGUACCUUCCUUGUCAGCAGUAGUCCUCCCAGGAGCAGCGUGAAGUCUCCCGACCGCAAGCGUGCCCAGCAGGCAGAGCGCAGCAGCUCCCUGCCUGCAGAGAUGCCACCGACUAUUACGGGCACAAUUCCGAAACGCAGGUCUAUCGGUCCCUUCAUCGUUAGCAGCAGUUCUCCGAAGAGCAGCUCGGGCUCUCCGGAACAUAAGUGUAUCAGACUGGGGGAACGCAGGAGCUCAGUGACUGCAGAGCUUGUACCUAGAGUUAUCAAUGCAAACCCGAAUGAGGAACAUGGCAAAAAGGGCGCGGAGCAACUUAGCUCUCUUUCAGUCGAGCCGUCCGAGCUUCCGUCUGACGUUGGUAGCGAUAGCGAGGAUGAGAGUUUCCUAACACGUAAGUUCCUGUACCAAGAUAUUCGUGACCUUGGACUGACUAUGCGCUUUGCAGAUGUCGACCAGACCCUCAAGAGGAAGCGAGAAGAGGUCAGGAGCUUAUCAAAGGUGCAGAGCAAGUGA